Messenger RNA from Fusarium oxysporum Fo47, 996 nucleotides. RefSeq lists its product as uncharacterized. The coding region runs from base 1 to 996 and encodes 331 amino acids. The record is from RefSeq and is a predicted model, not a curated record. Lineage: Eukaryota; Fungi; Ascomycota; Sordariomycetes; Hypocreales; Nectriaceae. The transcript has a single exon.
AUGUCUCGCUACGCAGCAGCCCACGCCGAUCCCCAAGGACCAGGGGACGCUAGACCUACCGCCUUGCAGAUCAUCCACGAUGAAGCCGCCGAGAACACACUGCAAGGCAAGGUCAUCGUCAUCACCGGCACCUCGUCUGGAAUCGGAAUCGAAACAGUCCGCGCUCUCUCAGCUACGGGAGCAAAGCUUUUCUUGACCGCCAGAGACCUUGCCAAAGCGAAGGCGGCCUUGGUGGACAUCUUUGAGCCCAGUCGCAUGGAACUCGUCGAGAUGGACCAAAAUUCCCUCGAAAGCGUUCGUGCGGCAGCCUCCCAGAUCUUAUCCAAAACGGACAGGAUCAACAUCUUGGUCAACAAUGCCGGAAUCAUGGCGAUCCAGACUCUUGAGUUCACCAAGGAUGGCCACGAGCUUCAGUUUGGAACCAACCACCUGUCUCAUUUCCUGUUCUUCGAGCUGCUGAAACCAGCGCUCUUGGCCGGCGUGACGCCUGAAUUCCACUCUCGAGUUGUCGUACUUUCCUCUACUGCCCACUCGAUGAGCGGCAUCAACGCUUCGGAUAACUAUAACUUCCAAAAUGGUGAAUAUCAUCCAUGGACUGCCUACGGGCAGUCUAAAACCGCCAACAUCUACAUGGCCAACGAGAUCGAGCGUCGAUACGGAUCCCAGGGCCUACACGCCACCAGCCUGCAUCCCGGUGGGAUCGUGACCGGUCUCACGAAGCAUGUCCCAGAAGCCGAAGUGGCGGCUGUCUCAAAGAUCGACGGCUUGCAGAACUUAAUGAAGAGCCCCGAGCAGGGAGCUGCAACAACCGUCUGGGCUGCCAUCGGAAAAGAGUGGGAGGGGAAAGGAGGGAGAUAUCUGGCCGAUUGCGCAGAGUCGGAACCUUUGAAGGACGGACAGUCUCCAAUCGGCCCGGGAUAUGCCAAGCAUGCAUAUGAUCCUGAGAGUGAGGGUCGGCUCUGGGAGGACUCGCUCAAACUCGUUGGGAUGUUUUGA